Molecule: messenger RNA, 2224 nt
Organism: Vitis riparia (riverbank grape)
Lineage: Eukaryota; Viridiplantae; Streptophyta; Magnoliopsida; Vitales; Vitaceae
Product: transcription initiation factor TFIID subunit 8
Exons: 3
Coding region: 337-1443 (368 amino acids)
Cellular component (GO): transcription factor TFIID complex
Molecular function (GO): protein heterodimerization activity
Source: RefSeq, a predicted model, not a curated record
CCCUCUAUCGAUCUCAGCCAACUCUCUCUUUCUCUCGAUCCGUCCUCUAGGGUUUAUUGAUCAAUAAUCCAUAAACCCUACUGUCGUCCAAACUAUUCCUCUCUAGGGUCUCGCACUUUUUUGUUCAAUUCUUUAUUCCCAGCGUCGUAGAUUGUAAUCACCGAAGAGCCCAAGAAUCUUUGUAUCCAUUUAUGUUAUCUACAAUUUUUUACUUUGAAAUGCAAUAAAGUUCUGGGAUUUCGAAUCCUGUACCCCUUUCCGAGUUCUGAAAAGAAUUGGAGAUUGAUGGGAUGAGUAAUUGAAAACCCUAGAAAGAAAUGAUAUUGGGGUUUGAAUAUGAGCGAUGGAGGUGAGGACGACAGGAGAAACAGUGACAACAAUGCGCCGAAGAGAGCAGGGCCUGACGAGUUUGGCCGGGCGGUAUCGAAGAUUGCGGUGGCACAGAUAUGCGAGAGCGUCGGGUUUGAGGGCUUCCAGGAUUCCGCGCUGCAAGCACUGUCCAAUAUUGCCGUCCGAUACCUUUGCGACGUGGGAAAGACGGCGAAUUUCUGUGCGAAUUUAGCUGGUAGAACACAAUGUAAUGUGUUUGAUGUUAUUCGAGGGUUGGAGGAUUUGGGUUCGUCGGAGGGGUUUUCGGGUGCGUCGGGGGUUGAUCAAUGUAUUGUGAGUUCGGGCACGGUGAGGGAGAUUGUGGAGUAUGUAAACUCGGCUAAGGAGAUUCCAUUUGCUCAGCCCGUGCCUAGGUUUCCUGUGGUUCGGAAUUGUAAAGCGACACCAAGUUUUGUGCAAAUGGGGGAAACUCCUGUUGGCAAGCAUAUACCACCGUGGUUGCCGGCUUUUCCUGAUUCCCACACAUAUAUUCAGACGCCAAUGUGGAAUGAGAGGGCGACGGAUCCCAGGGCAGAUAAAUUGGAGCAAGCUAGGCAGAGGAGGAAGGCGGAGAGGUCUUUGUUGAGUUUACAGCAGCGAUUGGUUUGUAAUGGCUCAGCAUCUGCUUCCACCUCGGUGGGACGAUGUGAUGAUGCUGAGGCAUCUCGGGCAGCUGAGGGAAACCCAUAUCUUGCUUCGCCAUUGCAAUUUGGAGAGAAAGAUGUCUCUACAGUUGUUUUGCCAGCUAAGCUUUUGGAUGACUUGGUUGUAGAUAACCAUGUUUCCGUGCUAGAGACAUUUGCACCGGCUAUUGAAGCAGUGAAGAAUUCGUUUGUUGAUUCAGGGGAAAGUGAGAAAAAUGUUGUUCCUGAGAAAAGGUCUGCUGUUCAUUUUAAGUUGAGAACUGGCAAGAAAAUUUUAGGCGAAUCUGUGGAUUUGAGGCUUAAGAACAAGAGUGUGGGGAAAGUAGUGUCAUUGAUUGGGCGGGAUGAGGAGAGGGAUGACAAGAAAAGAAGAGCUGAAUACAUUCUUAGACAAUCCAUGGAAAACCCACAGGAACUCACUCAGUUGUAAAUUAAUUCAUUGACUGUCUUGCUUGGUGGAAAUCUUCAUAAUUUAUUCAGACAUUGGUGCUAGCAUUAGACUCUUGGUGGCCAAAAUUUAAGCCAAACCGUUGUUCUGGUAUUGAUACUAUGAGAAUCCAGUCGGCAGCUCCUCAUAGUCUCAACUUAACAAUUGUAGGAGGAAGCUGUUUAGGAUAAGAUUUGACUAAUCAGGUUACGAAGAGGGGCAGUGGCUGUCCAGAAUUCAGGGGAGGAUAGAUUGGUAGAUUUUUCUGUCAAUUCUGGUGUGUGUUUACAGGUUGUUCUUUGUCUGGAAAGGUGUUUAGGAGAAGAUUGGUUGAUGGGGUUAUGAAGAGGGGCUGGAUGUUGGCUAUAAUAGUCUGUCAGAUUGCUUCUAUUGAGCUGAAAAGGAACAGGAAUGCAGAAAGGAGAAUGUAGAACUUGGCCACCCUUUGCUUGUUUAGGUGCAUUUGGAAGGAGUGCAACAACAGAAUUUUCAAGGAAGAGCAGCACCCUGAUCAAAUGAUGUAAAACAUUUUCCUGAAAUCUCUCUCUCUCCCUAAAUGGGCUAAGAUCUCAUGGGGGGUUGACUUUUCCCUCUUUGAUUUCUUUGAGGGCUUAGGUCAAGAUUAGUAUGUGUAGGUUUUUUCAGUUCUGAUUUUUUGCUAUUUUCUUGUUUGUUUUUUAUGCAUUGUGUACUCUCAGUGUACUGGGUUGCACCCCUGGUUUUGUUAGAUACUCUUAAUCAGGGAAAAAAAGACAUCAUUUUUUAUGCGUCAAAUUUAAGAUCA